Molecule: messenger RNA, 740 nt
Organism: Camellia sinensis
Lineage: Eukaryota; Viridiplantae; Streptophyta; Magnoliopsida; Ericales; Theaceae
Product: non-specific lipid transfer protein GPI-anchored 1
Source: RefSeq, a predicted model, not a curated record
UUUCAAUGGUCUUGUUUGUCUCUGUAGUUGUUGUUGUUGUUACUGCUACAACUACUGUUGAAGACCAGUGCAGCAACGACUUCGAGAUGCUGGUGACGUGUCUGAACUACGCGACGGGGAAGGCUGCGGCGCCGACGACGGAGUGUUGUAACUCGGUGGCGGAGAUCAAGGACAAGGACCCUGUGUGUCUUUGUUAUAUCAUUCAACAGACUUACAAUGGUAGUGAGCAGAUCAAGAACAUGGGUAUUCAACAGUCUCGUUUGCUUCAACUUCCCUCUUCUUGCAAGCUCACUAAUGCUAGUGUCACUGAUUGCCCAAAGCUUCUAAACAUACCGGCAAGUUCUCCUUACUACAAAAUAUUCACAAAUCCUUCUUCUCCAUCAACCACUCAUUCCACGAUGACAGGGACAUCAAUGACCCCUGCUAGUACAACUACCGGAACUUCAUCGCCGAUAAGAUCCAGCAACUCGAGCUGGUCUGCUCAUCGACCUCGACUUGCGGGACUUGUCUCAAUUGUCAUGGCCAUCUUCUUCAAUGUGAUCCCGGUUGAGAUUGUGUCUACAUUUUAAGUAUGAUAGUGAAAUUUCACUAGUGAAGCUUCUGCUUCUUUUAUCUUUGAGUUUUUUCACUCAACUUAUAUGAAUCAUUGGACUAUAAUGUGGAGUUAUUUUUUAGCUGGAUCCAUUCUUUUAUUUUUGUUGUAUGCAUGGUUAGAUACAUUAAUAUAUCCAAUUAAGCUC